Molecule: messenger RNA, 801 nt
Organism: Pieris macdunnoughi
Lineage: Eukaryota; Metazoa; Arthropoda; Insecta; Lepidoptera; Pieridae
Source: the annotation of a GenBank genome assembly
AUGUUUCGGGCUACUGUGUUUGAUAAAUUGCUGGAUAAAGCGACGAGUAAUCUACGCCUAGAUCCUGACUGGCCAUCUAUCUUACAAAUCUGUGAUUUAAUAAGACAGAAUGAUUGUUCACCUAAAUAUGCAGUUCCAGCAGUGAAAAAGAAGCUUUAUUCUCAGAACCCACACCAAGCAAUGUUUGCGCUCCUUACUCUCGAGAGCAUUGUUAAAAAUUGUGGGUCUGGAGUACAUGAUGAGGUGACAUCUAAAGUGUUUUGCGAAAUGCUCCGUGAUUUAGUUAAAACAACACAACAUGAAAAUUUAAAAAACAAAAUUCUUGAACUGAUACAAGCUUGGGCAUUUGCUUUUAGAAACAUCCCUAAAUAUAGAGCUGUGCAGGAUACAGUCAAUAUAUUGAAGGCUGAAGGUCAUAAAUUUCCACCAUUGAAAGAAUCUGAUGCAAUGUUCUCAGCUGACACAGCCCCUGAGUGGGCAGACGGUGAAGUCUGUCAUAGGUGUCGUGUAGCAUUCUCAUUGAUUGUCCGUCGUCACCAUUGCCGUGCCUGCGGUCAAGUGUUCUGCCAACAGUGCAGCUCUAAGACAUCGACUCUGCCAAAAUUUGGAAUUGAAAAAGAGGUGCGAGUGUGUGAUGCUUGCUUUGAUAAAGUGAGCAGACCACCAUCAUCUACUGCCAAGAUUGAAAUUAAUGACCCUUCAAGUGACUAUGGUCCAGCACCAGCUCCGGUAAGAAUGAUAUACUUUCCUAGUAACACACAUUUGAUUUCUUUAUUACACAUUCACCUUGGUAUCUUGUAG